GUGUUUUACCCUAGUAAAGAUGGCACACAGAUCCCCAUGUUCCUGGUUCAUCAGCGUGGGAUCAAGAAAGAUGGUUCUCACCCGGUGUUUCUGUACGGUUACGGAGGAUUCGAGCACUCCAUUCAGCCGCACUAUAACACGGCGUAUCUGCUGUUCAUCAGGCAUCUGGGGGGAAUCCUGGCCAUCGCCAACAUUAGAGGAGGAGGAGAAUACGGCCAGACCUGGCACAAAGCGGGGACUCUCGGGAACAAGCAGAACUGUUUCGAUGACUUCCAGAGCGCAGCCGAGUAUCUGAUCCAGCAGAACUUCACUUCUGCCAGCCGGAUCGCCAUCAACGGAGCCUCCAAUGGUGGCCUGCUAGUGGCUGCGUGUGUAAACCAGCGUCCUGAGCUCUUCGGCUGUGCAGUAAUGGAGGUCGGUGUUAUGGACAUGCUCAAGUUCCACAAAUUCACCAUCGGUCACGCCUGGACCACAGACUACGGCUGCUCGGAUGACCCGGAGCAGUUUCAGUGGCUCAUCAAGUAUUCUCCUCUGCACAAUCUCCCGCAGUGCAACGGGCCGGUGUUUCCCGCUCUGCUGCUGCUGACGGCGGAUCAUGAUGACCGCGUGGUUCCUCUACACACACUCAAAUACGUGGCGACCGUCCAGCACACUGUGGGCCGAAAUCCAGCCCAAAAACAACCUCUGCUGGUGCGCGUGGACACCAAGAGCGGACACGGAGCCGGAAAACCCACCGCUAAAGCCAUCCUGGAGGACACACACAUCUUCUCCUUCAUCGCACACACUCUGGGGCUCCAAUGGAGAGAUUGAGACACACACACACACCAGAGAAAGACGAGCAAACAUGGUGACACUUUACACUGUAGGAGGUAUCCCUAAAUGAGCAGCGGUAGCACUUCACAAUAAGGUUCUAUGGUUAAUGUGUGUUAAUGUAUUUACUAAGAGGAGCAGAUAUUGAGCAAUUCUCUAUUACAGCAUUUGUUGUUAGUUGCUCACGGUGCAUUAAGUAAUGUUGACAUGCAUGAGGUUGGAGGUUAUUAAUGCAUCAGUAAAUGUUGAACGAUGGUUAAUAAAUGCUGUAUGAGAACUGUUCUGUAUUAGUUCAUGAUAGUAAACACAUUAACUAGUAUUAGCUAAUGAAAGCUUAUUGUGAACUGUGACCGCAGCACUUGGACAUGUUUGCUGAUUGGUGAUUAUUAUUGUCUCCUGUUUAUUUCUGCUUCUGAAUUGCAUUAUGGGAUCUCGAGCUUUCUUCACUACAACUUUUAGAAAGUACAUAAGUCAGGUGUAUUUAUAUAGCGCACAUAUCGUGCAUUACUAUACACCUAAAACACAUCGCCAUCACUUGGAUGAUGCUCCGGCAGCCACAGGACAACGGCACCAGUGCUUCACCACACAUCAGCUAUAGGCACACCUGACAGCAUUUGUCCCUGAAAGUCUUGGAUGGGUUAAGUUUGGGGGUGAGGUGUCUGAAUAACACUGUUGAGAACCGGGUAUUGUGAACUGUGGUGUUAGUAACUGUACGAUGAAGCGUGUUUCGGGCGGCUGCUGUGAUCAGAUCCAUGAAGAUGGUUGUGUGUUGGGUUCGGUGUGCAUGGGGAAUGUACCAAAAAGCUGAGGAGCAGGGGGUGGGGGUGGAAUUCCGGGAGUUUUCCGGGAGACAAAACAAUAUGGGAGACGGGUCUGAAAUACAGGUGUGGUGGAGAGACAGUGAUGGAGUCAAUUCAGUUGAUGGGGAUAAUUGGGAGGCCAUGAUGGGUAAGUGCUGAUGGAGGGAGGG
Molecule: messenger RNA, 1780 nt
Organism: Danio rerio (zebrafish)
Lineage: Eukaryota; Metazoa; Chordata; Actinopteri; Cypriniformes; Danionidae
Source: RefSeq, a predicted model, not a curated record